Nothobranchius furzeri (turquoise killifish) is the source of this 3148-nucleotide messenger RNA. RefSeq lists its product as uncharacterized. The record is from RefSeq and is a predicted model, not a curated record. NCBI's taxonomy places the organism in Eukaryota, Metazoa, Chordata, Actinopteri, Cyprinodontiformes, Nothobranchiidae.
GCAUCCUUUUAAAAACUUGUUACAUUUCUAAAAAUGUGUGUAAAAUUUUAGAAAACACGAAUAUGAGACAAAUGUUGCCCAAGAAAAAAAAAGAGUUUUAUUUUCUCUUUUUAAAUCUGUCAACAAAAUUACCUGAAGGCACUUAGUGCUUCUGACCAAAUAUUGAUCGAGAGUAAAAACUACCACUGAAUCCUCGUGUCAAGCAAAGAAAACAGGCAAGGAGGAUAUGACCAUAAUAAACCUAAAAUAGGGAUGGACAAUAUAUCAGCAUCAAUAUUGGUAUCGGCCGAUGUUAGUCAUUUUUAACAUAUCGGUAUCGGCCCAAUAAAUAAAACCAAGCCGAUAUUAACAACUGAUAUUUUUUAUAUCUUGUCUCCAUUUGUUUAUCUGUUUCAGAGGGUGAGGGGGGUGAUCUGUAAUUGUUUAGUCAUGUGAUAGUGAAUGUAAUCAUCUCAGAAGCGUAAAUGUGUGUGGUGUUAAGAGACCCUCUUGGUGGAACCGAAAGUGAGAGGUCGGAUGACCGCUGGCACCGGAGGGCUAUAGAGGACCGAGGUGCCGGUUCUUUCAGUCCGGAGAUGUCUCUCGGGUCACGACAGAUGGAUGAAACCGAGCGUCUUAAAAAAACCUCUGAAGGAGUUUUGAGUCAGCUUUGUUCUGCAGGAAAACUAUCUUGUUGUUCAGCUUCGCAGGUGCGAAAAAGGUUAAAGGUUUUGACAACGUGUCAAAAUCCUUCUGGUUAAAGAGGUGCUAAAGAUGGCCGGUCUGAAGCUCACUCUAGAACUGACUAAUUACCCAAAGCCAUCUGGUUUUAAAGAAUUGAUAUUAUGGUUUGGCCAGCUAAUCAGGCUGACAAGUUUGAGAGAUGUUACCAAGCACCCAGAGACACAACCUCUGUUAUGGAGACUCUGAAUCUAGGCAAAAUUUUAACUUAUGUGUCAUGCAUUAACUUUACUUAACUUGCGAGUGCAAAUGUUAUAACCUCGUCAAGUAAACAUACUAAAACAAUCAUUGAGCAAUUAGCAAUAACAAAAGUUCAUUCAUUGAUUAUCUUUAAUUAUAAAAUCUUCUUUCUUCUUCUUUCUGGGAAUAAAGGAGUUUAUUUUAAAAAGUUCCUCUGUGAUGGACCUUGGAGGAGAAAAUGUUUAUUGUUUAUCAUUUAUUAUCUCUGCAGUCCAGCUGGUGUAAGGAAGUAGGCUCUGAUUAAAGGGACUGCAUGCAGCCUUCAAGUCUCCUGUGAGGGGAAAAGAUUGUAGGAUGUGUCAUAGCCAGGGUAAGUUGACCUGGCUGUGCAUUUGACCUGUGGGAUCUCAAAAUCAGGCCAUUUCAUCAUGUUACACCAGUAAUCUGUAAUUUUCUUCUUUAGUACCUACCUGUUGUAGAUAAGACUUUAAACAAACUACCUCGGCAGAGGCAGCUAGCUCUUACAGACUUCCACUUCCUGUGAGAAAGUGAAAACGUCUCCCAGAAUAACCUUCAAUCUAAAAGCAAUUGAAAGGUUUAUAAAUUAGUCUUUGCAGGAAUUAUGUAAAACCUUUAAAGAGAUAGCCCACCCAAAAAUGAAAUUAAGAUAACUUCUGAGUGAUUUUAAAGACAUUGUAACAUCCAGAAAGGGUCCAUUUUCACCUACAUAUUGACCUACAUGCCACCGGUCAUCUGCAGACAUAAUUCCGUUCUCUAAACAGGUUAAAGGCCCUGGCUGGGAUUUCAGGUUCUGCUAUAAACUGGCUCUCUUCUUAUCUCACCAACAGAACAUUCACAGUGAAGUCCGAAACCUUCUCUUCAGACACUGCCUCUCUAACAUGCGGGGUCCCACAAGGUUCAGUUCUAGGGCCUCUACUAUUCGCAUUCUAUAUUCUUCCCCUAGCUGGCAUCAUUCAGUCUUUCCCAGACAUCUCCUACCACAUCUACGCUGAUGAUAUUCAGCUCUAUAUGUCCUUUAUGCCACACCAGUUGGACGGGCUGGCCACACUUGUACUCUGCCUGACCCAGAUCAGUAACUGGCUGUCCAGCAACUUUCUUGUCUUAAAUGCUAACAAGACAGAGACCCUGAUCGCUGCACCCCCGGAACUUCAGCCAAAAAUCGAGCAAGACAUUGCCUCUUUUUGCCCAUCAGCCAAGGCCAACAUUAGAAACCUGGGAGUUAUUUUUGAUCCAGGUUUAAGUUUAGACUCACACGUCAAAACCAUCUCCCGCUCUUGUUUCUUUCAACUGAGAAACAUUUCAAAAGUCCGUAAACUGGUUUCUACUGCAGAUCUGGAAAAAAUAAUCCAUGCCUUUGUGUCAUCACGCUUAGACUACUGUAACGCUGUUUUUACUGGUCUCAGCAAAACCUCCCUCUCACGCCUUCAAGCCAUCCAAAAUGCAGCAGCCAGACUCCUAACCAAAUCCAGCAGACGAGCUCACAUCACUCCAGUUUUACAGUCCCUCCACUGGCUCCCGGUAGAAUAUAGAAUUCAGUUUAAAGUUUUAGUCCUGACCUAUAGAGCUCUUAACAACCAGGCUCCAAGCUACCUAUCUGAGCUUUUAUCCCCACACACCACCUCUCGGAACCUUAGAUCCACAUCUGAAAACCUCCUGGCUGGUUCUCGAACCAGACUGAAAACCAAAGGGGACAGGGCCUUUCAGACUAUUGCACCCAGACUUUGGAACAGUCUACCUUCAAAUCUCCAUCUUUCUAACACUGUAGAGGUCUUUAAAGAGCGGGUCAAUUGAGCCUUGGAGUCCUUCUCCACCCACGUGUCAAUUUUAAAAAAUGCAACAUUAGUAGACAUUGCCUGGAGGACCGAGAGGGCGGAGCCGCGGCAGUGACGAAGACGACGGCUAACUAGACGAUGCUAGCUCCCUUCACUCUAUGCAGUUAUUAGAAGUGGAGGACGUUUCUCCCCCUCCUUACCCAGACACUCGAGAAGAAAGGGACCAAGUCUAUUUGGAGGAGACAAGCGGACCUGAGCCUUAUUGUUGUGAGCUUGUGAGUUGCCUGUAACUCCCAGAACCGACCCAACAGAACCACCUCUGAAUGUCCUCUGGUGUCUGCAGCUGGUCUCCUCUGCUGGUGUCGUCAGGAUCAGGAGCUUCCAGAAGAAUGUGCCUUUCAAUGACUCUUUCCCCCUUAUUUGUUAUAUUAAUUAAAUAAAUCUCAAUUUAUAUA